Messenger RNA from Symbiodinium pilosum, 249 nucleotides. Lineage: Eukaryota; Dinophyceae; Suessiales; Symbiodiniaceae. The record is from the annotation of a GenBank genome assembly.
GCUUACAAUCUCUGCGGCUGGCUGGACAAGAGCCCAGAUCAGCAGCGCUGGAAGGGCGACGAAAUCGUUGCAACGAAUUAUGUUGAAGUCGGCAUCAAGUUGCCAAAGGUGCCUGGCCUCACGAACAUCAUGGAGUUCUUCGUGAAGAGUUAUGGCACGCAGCAUGAUCCCAAGCACAAUGCUUUCAAGAACAGCUACCGCGGCUCAAUUCUUGAAAGAUUUUCGGUUGGUCUCCUGCAUACUUUAUAA